ACCAACUUCAAUAAUCAUCAGAAUUCAGAAAUCAAAUCCAAUUAUUGUACAAGAAUCUUGGUACCAUUAUUGUCUCAAAUUAUGUUCAUCACAUUCAUCAUGUGUAUGAUUCUAACACUCCCUUCAACCCAAGUUGUUGGAGAUAAUGAAGAUAGUGAAGCAAAUGCUCUCCUGAAAUGGAGAUCUACCCUUGACAACCAUAGUCAAAGUCUUCUAUCAUCUUGGAACAGCACCACUAGUCCAUGCAAAUUUGAAGGAAUUCAAUGUGAUAAUAAUAAGUCAAACUCUGUCUCCACCAUAAUUCUUCCAAAUUAUGGACUUGAAGGUACACUCCAUGGACUAAACUUUUCUUCAUUUCCCAACCUUGUUAGCAUAGACAUUAACAACAAUUCCUUCUAUGGUACCAUUCCUCCACAAAUUGGUAACUUGUCUAGAAUUACCAAUUUGAACAUGUCUUAUAAUCGUUUCGAUGGUUCAAUUCCCAAUGAAAUGUGGGCACUAAGGUCAUUACAUAAGCUUGAUCUUUCUAACUGCCUUCUCAAUGGUAGCAUAUCUGCUAAUAUAGCAAACUUGACCAAUUUGUCACACCUAGAUUUAGGAGGAAAUAAUCUAGAAGGCAAAAUUCCCCAAGAAAUUGGGAUGUUGAGGAACUUAGAGUAUCUAGGAAUUGCAGAAAAUUCUCUUGUGACAGGAUCAAUUCCAAAGGAGAUUGGAAUGUUAACAAACCUGAGGUUCCUUGAUUUGUCAUAUUGUCCUCUCUCUGGCACUAUCCCUUCAGAAAUUGGAAAAUUGACCCAUUUGACUUUUCUUCAAUUCAUUCAAAACAACCUCUUUGGUCCAAUUCCACCCUCCAUUUGGAACUUGACUAACUUGACUAACCUUUUACUUUCCACCAAUAAUUUUUCUGGUCCAAUCCCAAGUUCAGUUGGGAAAUUGGUUAAUCUUGAAAUGCUUGAUCUGUCUCAAACUCAAAUGUCUGGUCCUAUUCCUGAUUCUAUUGGAAACUUGACAAAGCUCACCACAUUGUACUUGUACCAAAGCAAAUUCUCAGGACAAAUUCCUUCAACUAUAGGAAACUUGGUCAAUUUGAAUGUUCUUGUCCUUGCAGAGAACAAUUUCUCUGGUCCUAUUCCUUCAACUUUAGGUAACUUAAUUAGGCUCACUGAUCUUCAGUUGGCCACAAACAAGUUCAAUGGUAGCAUUCCAGAGGAGAUGAAUAAUGUCAUAAACUUGGGCAAUUUGCAGCUAUCUGAGAACAAUUUUGUUGGUAGUUUGCCAUCACAAAUAUGCUUAGGUGGUGCAUUAACCAACUUCAGUGCUGAUCAUAACAAUUUCACUGGUCCAGUACCAAGAACCUUGAAGAAUUGCUCUAGUAUCCUUAGAAUAAGGCUUGAUUCAAACCACAUUGAAGGUAACAUAACAGAAGAUUUUGGUGUAUAUCCAAAUUUGGACUACAUCAAUCUCAGUGGCAACAAGUUUUAUGGCCACAUUUCUCCAAACUGGGGAAAAUGUCCUAAACUUACUAGUCUUAUAAUUGGAAGCAACAAUGUCACUGGUGUUAUACCAUUGGAACUUGUUGAGGCAACCAAUUUAGGUAUGCUCGAUCUUUCGUCGAAUCAGUUGGUUGGAAAAGUUCCCAAGGAACUUGGCAAGUUGAAGAAACUAGUCCAAGUCAAAAUUGGCAACAACCUUCUUUCAGGAAACAUUCCAACAGAAAUUGGACAGCUUCAGAGUCUUGAGAUCUUGAAUCUUGGAGGAAACAAGUUGAAUGGCGGUAUACCAAAAGCAGUUGUGGAGUUACAGAAGCUAAGGGAGCUGAAUUUGAGCAAGAACAAGCUUGGUGGAAGCAUUCCCUCUGUGUUUGGCCAAUCAAUGGUAUCUCUCGAUCUCAGUGGAAAUUCAUUGGAUGGAACAAUACCAACAAGCCUUGGAGGGUUGCAACACUUGCAAGUGUUAGAUUUGUCACAUAACAAUCUUUCAGGUACUAUUCCAUCAAAAUUCAGCCUGACAUUGGAAUAUGUGAACAUGUCAGAUAACCAGCUAGAAGGGCCAAUUCCAAAUUUUCCUGCUUUUCUCAAUGCUAGUUCAUUCAAGAACAACAAAGGUUUGUGUGGGAAUAUCAAAGGAUUGGUUCAAUGCUCAACCAACCUCAAAAAGAGCAGCAAAAAACACAUCUUAUUGUUGGUAUUAAUCAUUACUUUGGUGAGUCUAGCAAUGGUUCUUUGUGGGGUUGGAAUUGCAAUGUACUUUCUUUGUAGAAGUAAAAGGAAAUUGAGAAACCAAAGUGAAGUCCAAGCCAAAGAAGGAAGAGUUGAACCACACUUUACAAUAUGGAGCUAUGAUGGGAAAAUCAUGUUUGAGAACAUCAUUGAUGCUACUAAGAAUUUUGAUGAUUACUAUCUCACUGGUGUUGGAAGCCAAGGACAUGUUUACAAAGCUGAAUUGCCUUCAGGACAAGUUGUUGCUGUGAAGAAGCUUCAUAAUGUGGUAGUAACUGAUGGAGAAGUUUCAACAACAAAGGCUUUUACAACUGAAGUUCAAGCAUUGACACAGAUAAAGCACAGGAACAUCAUAAAGCUCUAUGGAUUCUGUUCACAUUCACAGUUCUCAUUUCUUGUUUAUGAGUUCUUGGAUGGUGGAAGCUUGGAUCAAAUACUAAGCAAUGAGACACAUGCUGCUGAAUUUGAUUGGGAGAAGAGGGUGAAUGUUGUUAAGGGCGUCGCGAAUGCUUUGUCUUACAUGCAUCAUGAUUGUUCGCCUUCUAUAAUUCAUCGCGAUAUUUCAAGCAAGAAUGUUCUGUUGGAUUCAGAGUAUGAAGCUCAUGUUUCAGAUUUUGGGACUGCUAAGUUUCUCAAGCCUGGUUCAUAUUGUUGGACAACAUUUGCUGGUACUUUUGGCUAUGCUGCUCCAGAACUUGCACAAACUAUGGAAGUGAAUGAGAAAUGUGAUGUGUAUAGUUUUGGAGUACUAGCUUUGGAGAUUAUCAUGGGAAAGCACCCUGGAGAUCUCAUUUCAUCAUUAAUGUCAACAUCAACAGCAUCAAUGGUCAAUGAUUUGUUACUAAUUGAUAUCUUAGAUCAAAGGCUUCCUCAACCUAACCCCAAGAGUCCAAUUGUUGAGGAGGUGAUCUUGGUUGCAAGGUUGGCAUUUUCUUGCUUGACAACAAGCCCACGUUCUCGCCCAACAAUGGAUCAAGUUUCUAAGGCCCUUGUAAUAGGAAGAUCAACUUUGGUGGACCAAUUUCCAAUGAUCAGAGUUGGACAACUAUACUGACUGUUUUUCCAACUGCAAGAACUUCACAAUCAUAAUCUUAGAGAGCGAUACUAUUUACACUUCAAAAAAAAAAAAAAUAGUACAGUAGUAUUUAGUAUUUACAAUGUAGCUAAAUAAUGACAUUAUCUUAGAAAACAUUAGAGAAUUCAGUGUCGCUUAACAAACGGGAGUAGCUGAUGUAACCUGUCAAUAAAAUAGUUAAAAGACCGAAAUAAGCAUUUAAACAAAGGCAAAUUCUAUUAUUUGAUAGAGGAAUUCCAUCUACAUGUGUAGAUUAACGUUGGCAGCACCUAAAUGUGACUAAGUGUGGAUGAAAUGAAACCAUUUUUAAAUAAAUUGC
Messenger RNA from Arachis stenosperma, 3613 nucleotides. RefSeq names its product MDIS1-interacting receptor like kinase 2-like. The transcript is spliced from 2 exons. The record is from RefSeq and is a predicted model, not a curated record. Gene Ontology annotation, molecular function: protein binding; ATP binding; protein kinase activity. The coding region runs from base 82 to 3273 and encodes 1063 amino acids. Gene Ontology annotation, biological process: protein phosphorylation. NCBI's taxonomy places the organism in Eukaryota, Viridiplantae, Streptophyta, Magnoliopsida, Fabales, Fabaceae.